AUGGCUUGUGAGUGCUCGUCACCGGAAAUAAUUAUACAAUCACAAAUUUACAACAUCGGUAAUACAAAUCAUUAUACAAAUGUGGACAUUGCUCGUGCAUUGACAAGAUCAAUAAAUUGGAGUGGAAAAUUGAUAGCCGAAGAUGAAAGAGAAGAGGGUAAAAGUGAUCAAUGGAAAUUUCGAAAUCGAGCAAUUCUAGUUGAUUCAACAAAAGCUGAAAAAAACUUUGGAUUCAAAUGUAAACACAAAUUAAUGUUGGAUGAUGUUGAAAUCUUAAAGCAAAGUUGCUUAGCGCGACAUGGUGCAGACGAACUUAGGUAAGAAAUCGAUUAAUUCAAGCAGCAAACUACUUUAGGAACGUUGCUUUUCCCAUAUGUUGAAUUGUUUUCAUUUGAUUGAAUAAAAAAGAGAAAAAUCGUCACUAUCGUUGGUUCUUUAUGUAUGUGGGCAUCGCUUUCUUGAAUCGAACUCCAUCAAGAGGUAUCGUCUCGUUUGAGCGACAACUGCUUAAUUGUCUCAUAUAGUUAACAUUUUUUGUUCGCUAGCUUGUCGACUCAAAUUUUUCUCAAUGCAUCAACACUUUUCUUAUCGUGUCAUCGAUAUUUUUUGUUACCUUUGAUCGAUCACACUUAAUUUAUUUCCUAUGUGGCCGGCACAUGUCGCGCGAUCAAUUAGCAAAUUGAUUAAUGUCUUCCUCCUUGCCCAAUCAGAAUAAUUGACUUUCCAAUUUUUCGACUUCCAGCUAGUUUU
Molecule: messenger RNA, 750 nt
Organism: Rotaria sp. Silwood2
Lineage: Eukaryota; Metazoa; Rotifera; Eurotatoria; Philodinida; Philodinidae
Source: the annotation of a GenBank genome assembly